Suillus clintonianus is the source of this 2319-nucleotide messenger RNA. RefSeq names its product Transketolase, thiamine diphosphate binding domain-containing protein. NCBI's taxonomy places the organism in Eukaryota, Fungi, Basidiomycota, Agaricomycetes, Boletales, Suillaceae. The transcript has 16 exons. The record is from RefSeq and is a predicted model, not a curated record. Gene Ontology annotation, biological process: pentose-phosphate shunt. Gene Ontology annotation, molecular function: transketolase activity. Bases 158 to 2212 code for a protein of 684 amino acids. Gene Ontology annotation, cellular component: cytosol.
GAGUUAACGCGAGAAUCCCCGUGUGAACUGGUUCCAUGGUAGUAAGCCUUCGUAAGCAGGUCGCUAACUCAAUCUACUUGUCAAAAUCAAAAUCCUAUCUGAGGGCCAUAUAUUAACCCCAAACAUUUCUAUCCCCUUCUCUUUCAAUCCAUCAAUCAUGUCCCAGUUCACCCCGGAGCCAACAGAUAACGCCUCCAUUGCCACCAUCCGCACUCUUGCUGCCGAUGUCGUUGGCAAAGCAAACUCUGGCCAUCCAGGUGCGCCCAUGGGUAUGGCACCCGUCUCCCAUGUCCUCUUUACAAGAUUCUUCAACGCAAACCCCAAAAACUCCAAGUGGUUCAACCGUGACCGAUUCGUUCUAUCUAAUGGACACGCCUGCGCACUGCAAUACAUCUUGUUGCAUCUCUUAGGCUACAAGCUUUCUAUGGAUGACCUUAAGGCAUUCAGGCAGCUUGAUUCUUUGACCCCUGGUCACCCCGAAGCACACCACACUGAUGGUAUCGAGGUCACCACCGGUCCCCUUGGUCAGGGAUUUGCCAACGGUGUUGGUCUUGCUAUGGCUCAGGCGCACUUGGGUGCAGUUUACAACCGUCCCCAGUUCGACCUUAUCAACAACUACACGUAUGUUUUCACUGGAGACGGUUGUUUGAUGGAGGGUGUUGCAUCCGAAGCUGCUUCGCUUGCUGGCCACUUGCAGCUGGGCAACUUGAUUGUCAUCUAUGAUGAUAACCAUAUUUCCAUUGAUGGUGACACCGCUGUCGCAUUCACUGAGAAUGUCGAGCAGCGCUUCUUGUCAUACGGCUGGCAAGUUCUCCAUGUCAAUGACGGCGACCACGAUCUCGCUGGCAUUAACGGCGCCAUCGUCGCUGCUCGUGCCGAAAAGAACAAGCCUACCAUCAUCUGUCUCAAGACCACGAUCGGUUACGGCUCAAAGCAGCAGGGUACCCACGGGGUUCAUGGCUCUCCUCUCAAGCCUGACGACAUUCAAGCUCUUAAGAGCAAAUUUGGAUUCCCUCCUGACCAAAAGUUCUACGUGCCUAAAGAGACUUACGACACUUACCAGGCAGCUGCACUUCGCGGUGCCCGGCUCGAGUCCCAAUGGAACAGCCUUUUCGCCGCGUACGCGAAGGCAUAUCCCAAGGAGCACGCAGAGCUCUCUCGCCGGAUUUCUGGGAAACUCCCGGAAGGAUGGGAACAGACUCUCCCCGUGUACAAGCCUUCCGAUCCUGCUCAGGCAUCUCGCAAGCUGUCUGAGCUUGUCCUGACGGCGAUCACGCCUGCGCUCCCCGAUCUCAUGGGUGGCUCUGCUGAUCUGACAGGCAGUAACUUGACCAAGGUCAAGGGAACUGUCGACUUCCAGCCACCCAGCACUGGACUCGGAAACUACGCUGGCACGUACAUCCGAUAUGGUGUUCGUGAGCACGGUAUGGGUGCGAUUGCCAAUGGUCUGCAUGCUUAUGGUGGUAUUGUGCCAUUCGUGGCUACAUUCUUGAACUUCGUUUCAUAUGCGGCUGGUGCCGUCAGGUUGUCCGCGCUCAGCAAGCAUCAGGUUAUCUGGGUCGCCACGCAUGACUCCAUCGGUCUUGGAGAAGACGGUCCCACUCACCAGCCGAUCGAAACUGCCAUCCACUUGCGUGCAAUCCCCAACCUGGACUUCUGGCGCCCCGCAGACGGUAACGAAACAUCCGCAGCCUACUACGUCGCCCUCAAGAGCACGCAAACGCCAUCCGUCUUCUCACUUUCUCGGCAGAACCUGCCGAACCUCGAGGGCUCUACCAUCGAGCGUGCAGCACGUGGUGGAUACGUGCUCUACGAGGUCGCCAACGAGGACAUGACGAUUGUCAGCAGCGGCAGCGAGGUUCCGAUCGCUCUUGAGGCAGCAAGCUUGCUUAAGGCAGAGGGUAUCAACGUCAGACUUGUUAGCUUGCCUUGCUGGUCGGUAUUCGACAAGCAGGACGAGCAAUACAGGCUCAGUGUCCUCAGGAGCGGUGCUCCCAUCCUGUCAUUGGAGGCCCUCACGACCGCUGGUUGGCAAAAAUACAGUCAUGAGCAAUAUGGUCUUCCUGCAUGGGGUGCUUCAGGACCGUACCUUAAGGUGUAUGAGAAGUUUGGCAUCACUGGCCCUAACAUUGCCGCCGUUAGCAAGAAGGUCAUCGCGUUCUACAAGCAGAGGGGUGGACAAGUCGUGUCUCCUCUCGUCAAGGCUCUGUAGGUUAUCGUGUCCUGUAUAAAAAUUCGCCGGUCCUGCAAUUAGGAUAGAUUACUUAUAGAAAGCACAGUGUAACAAUGCUGUAAUGAAAUAGAUUGAUUUUUGACAAA